Messenger RNA from Haplochromis burtoni (Burton's mouthbrooder), 1245 nucleotides. Its product is annotated as granzyme A. Gene Ontology annotation, biological process: proteolysis. Gene Ontology annotation, molecular function: serine-type endopeptidase activity. The record is from RefSeq and is a predicted model, not a curated record. The transcript has 5 exons. Lineage: Eukaryota; Metazoa; Chordata; Actinopteri; Cichliformes; Cichlidae. The coding region runs from base 49 to 831 and encodes 260 amino acids.
CACCAUAGUGUGUUUCAGUCUAUUUAGAUCAAAGCGAAACAAGAAGAAAUGCUCUGCCUCAGGGGUUUCAGUGUUUUCCUCUCAUGUGUUGUCCUUCUCAUUGUUCAGUCAAGUCGUGGUUCUGAGAUCAUUGGAGGUAAUGAAGUGCAGCCACACUCGCUGCCUUACAUGGCUCUGCUGGAGAGUGACAAACCGAUAUGUGGAGGGGUACUAAUUGAUCAAGCAUGGGUCCUGACUGCUGCACACUGUCCUAGCAUUAAGAAGGUGUUGCUGGGGGUGCACUCCAUCAAAGCAGAUGAAAAAGAUUUCCGACAGGUCCGAAAGGUGAAAAAAAGUUUGCCUCAUCCCUGCUAUGAUGGCACGGACAAGGUCAAUGACCUCAUGUUACUCAAGCUGGACAAGAAAGUGAAAAAAACCAAAGCUGUAAACUGGCUCACGCUGCCCAAAACCAGUAAGGAGCCGAAAGCUGGCAGCGUCUGUGUGGUGGCUGGAUGGGGAACUACUAAAAACAAUGUCAAUCGAAUGUCAGAUGUCCUGAGGUCUGUCAAUGUUACAGUGAUUGACAGAGUGACGUGCAACUCAGCUGAUUAUUACAGCCUCAAUCCUGUUAUCACCAGCAGCAUGAUAUGUGCUGGUUCGAAUGGUAGAAACACAGCUGAUACCUGUCAGGGGGAUUCAGGAGGACCUCUCAUGUGCAAUGGUGUGCUAGCUGGAAUCACUUCCUUUGGACGGAUGUGCGGUCUCAUUAAAAAACCCGGAGUUUACUCUUUUCUGUCAGAAAAACAACUCAAGUGGAUCAAAAAUACAAUGAAGGGAUCUAAAAUAGAAUGAGUUCUCUGAAUCAUUCCUGCUUCCAUCUUUAAAUUAAAGAGGGAUACUAAGUUCAGUUGUGUUAUUUUGCCACCACGAGUCUACAUUUAUAUCUGUCUAUAUUUAUGAUUUUAGGGAUGAUGUUAAAGCAGAGUGUUACUGAACGUUUGUUGUAAAUCAGUGGUUGUCAACCUGUAGAAAUAUGGUGUGAAAUUCAGUUGACUGAUAGAAGUGUACUUUUCUGUAAUGUACUUUUGUUUUGCAUUAGUAACCAAUGGUCUGGGUUACUAAAUGUAGAAAAAGCAAGCACACCAAGAAUCAGAUGCCAUAUUGAGAUAAGAGUGUCUAGAUAAAUGUCUUGCAAAGACAAAGUUAUGUCCUGUUUAUGUACUUUAUGGUUAAAUGUAUUUCUGUUUUUAUAUUACUGUGAAGCAC